Colletotrichum gloeosporioides is the source of this 1599-nucleotide messenger RNA. RefSeq lists its product as uncharacterized. Lineage: Eukaryota; Fungi; Ascomycota; Sordariomycetes; Glomerellales; Glomerellaceae. The record is from RefSeq and is a predicted model, not a curated record. The transcript is spliced from 7 exons. The coding region runs from base 1 to 1599 and encodes 532 amino acids.
AUGGUGUUCCAACUCCCGACGGCCGUCCUGCCAGACGCCGCCGGGGUCAUCUUCUAUUCUUUUGACAAGCUGUAUGUACAAACGCCCUUCGUCUUCGUCCGAUACGAGGCCGCCAUCGAGGCCGCCAUCGAGGCCGCCAUCGAGGCCGAGCGUACGACCACAGACAUCGCCUGUAUUUCGUAUGCCACUUUAGUCGUCACCACGACCAGCAUUGCACAACAAUUCUACGACUACGCGUUAUGGAGAGACAUCCUGACGGAUCAGUUCUACUACGCUAGGCAACAUGCCGACAAUUCAGAAGUUCAGUACUUCAAGGGGUCUCGAGGUGUCAAACUCAUCUUGAGCUACGUCCGAAUAUUCGGCUUCACUCUCGAAUCGACUUUUGUUUUCUUUUUCGCUUUGUCAUUGGCGGCCAGUGUCUACGGGUGGUUUGCGGCGACCCCGAGGACGACACGAACAAUCUCUAUCAUUGGCAGAGUCUUGCCCUUCAUACUUACAGCAAUUACCGUCGGUUUGAUGCACUCGCCGGUGGCACAAAAUUCAUUCUUAGUGUACAUGAUUGUUGCGAAUACGCAAUUCGUGCUUAGCCUCCUGGGUAGCGCUGUCUUACUACUCAUGAUCUUGUUCAAAUACGUCCACUCGCGCCGAAACCUUCAGACAUGGAAUGUCCUCUAUGGAAAUGCCGGUUCUUUGGAGAGCAGCGCAAAUGGCAGCAAGUCGCGGUCUGUUUGGCUGGGCAGCAAUACGAGCCGAAGUGGUGGAGGAAGGAGUCGGGCUUACAGCGGCGCUGGCGCCAACAAUACGUACGACAGCUGGCUCGUCAUCCGGCUUUCCAUUGCAUUUUGCGUUCUUUGUGUCUUUGAGUACACCAACGUUAUCCCGAAAAUUGCAGCCUCAAACCACACCAUCGAUCUCGCCGACGACUUGCAGCCCGAUCUAAGCGACAAGCGAGGACGUUCGAGCGUCCGAGGAUAUGUAUCUGGUGUUACGCCGAGUCUCGUCGCGUUUCUGGUCUUUGGAACUACGAAGACAUUCCAACGAAAGAUGUACGAAACGUUCGUCCCGAGGAGUCUCCAGAAGCGGAGGAGGGCAAAGAAGAAUCUGUCCAUAUCAGUCGGCAACUCGAGACAAUCGCCGCACGUACAACCCACCAAGCGACCAAAUCAGGCAGUGGACCAAUUUACUCUCAGCGAUCUCACACCGAAAUUUCCCAUGGGAAACUACAGCCCACAAUAUUCUAGUGACGGAAACCUAAGCCCCAGACAACCACACGGAAUGCAGUCAAAUCCCGGUUCAAGAGUCGGGUCGCCACGGUAUGCGCCCAGUUCACGAUAUGUGCCUAGCUAUGCACCAACUACAUCAACGUUCGCUUCUACUCCAGGAUACCCGCAGCCCAGUCCAGCAGGCCUUUCGGCACCUCCACCACCACGGCCACCUCGACCGAUGACAGGGUUGACGGGGGUCAGCGUUAUCAGCCCAAGUCUGCACUCGAAAUUCUCAAAUUUCAGUCGUCCGCAUACAAUGAUGACGACGAAUAAGGAACUACCCAAAACUCCGAUUGAGGAGGAGAGCUUUCCUGAGAGAUUCCGUUACGCGUAG